Thelazia callipaeda (thelaziosis nematode) is the source of this 2670-nucleotide messenger RNA. Lineage: Eukaryota; Metazoa; Nematoda; Chromadorea; Rhabditida; Thelaziidae. The record is from the annotation of a GenBank genome assembly.
AUGGAAUUUGAACGAUUGUACAAGUCUAUCCAAAUUGAUGACGAGCAAUAUAAGUACUACGACAUGAACGCACUCAAUGAUUCACGUUACGAUGAAUUACCUAUUUGUAUUCGUUAUUUGCUAGAAGCAGCCAUAAGGAAUUGUGACGGGUUCCUGAUUUGCAAAAGCGAUGUUGAGGCGAUUUUAGACUGGAAGAAUAGUGUAUUGAAAGGAGUUGAGAUACCGUUCAUACCUUCUCGUGUAUUACUUCAAGACUUCACAGGUGUUCCAGCCAUUGUUGAUCUUGCUUCAAUUCGAGAUGCCGUACAGAAACUGGGGUUCAGCCCAGAUUUGGUCAAUCCUGUUUGUCAAGCCGAUCUAGUCAUUGACCACUCUGUGCAAGUUGAUCAUUACGGAAACAGUGACGCAUUGGCAAAAAAUCAAGCACUAGAAUUCCAAAGAAAUGAAGAACGCUUCAAGUUUCUAAAAUGGGGUGCGCAUGCAUUCAAAAAUUUGUCAAUAAUACCACCUGGCUCUGGAAUUGUACAUCAGGUCAAUUUGGAAUAUAUUGCAAAAAUUGUUGCAGUUAGUAAUCACCAAUGUUUGUAUCCAGAUUCCGUUGUUGGGACUGAUUCUCACACUACAAUGAAUAAUGGCUCAGGUGUUCUAGCUUGGGGUGUCGGCGGAAUAGAAGCAGAAGCUGUUAUGCUUGGUCAGCCAAUACAUAUGCUCUUGCCUGAAGUUAUUGGAUACCGAUUAUAUGGAACCCUACCGACCCAUUGCACGAGUACAGAUUUGGUUCUGACGAUUACCAAUAAGCUCCGGUCUUAUGGUGUCGUGGGGAAAUUUAUAGAAUUUUUCGGAUCUGGAGUAGCAAAUUUGAGUAUCGCAGAUAGAGCAACAGUUGCAAAUAUGUGUCCUGAAUAUGGUGCUACUGUCGCAUUCUUUCCAGUUGACGAUUAUACGCUGCGGUAUUUGCGAUGUACUGGACGGGAAGAACAUGCAGUUAAACGAGCAGAAACUUAUCUUAAACAAAAUAAAAUGUUCUUCAGCACCAAACUUCAUGCACAUUAUACAAAGGUACUAGAACUGGAUCUUAGUUCGAUCGUUCCAUGCAUUAGUGGACCGAAAAGGCCACAAGAUACAGUCGCUAUUACAGAAUUGUUUUCCGAUUUUAAGAAGUGUCUUACACAAAAAGUGUCUUUUAAGGGUUUUGGUAUCAAGCCUGAACAGAUCAGCAAAACAGUACAGGUUGAUAUCAGUGGCCAGAAAGCUUUUGUAAGGCAUGGUUCUGUUGUUAUCAGUGCUAUUACUUCGUGCACAAAUACUUCUAAUCCGUCGGUUAUGUUAGCUGCUGGUCUCUUGGCUAAGAAGGCAGUAGAGGCAGGUCUGCAGAUGCCUAUACAUGUAAAGACAAGCUUGUCUCCUGGAUCUGGUGUUGUCACGAAGUAUUUGGAAUGUAGUGGAUUGCUUCCAUAUUUACAGCAACUGGGAUAUCAUGUUACUGGUUAUGGAUGUAUGACUUGUAUUGGUAACAGUGGUGCUUUGCAUCCAGAGAUUACAAAGGCGAUUGAAUUGAAUGACUUGGUUGUUGCUAGUGUUUUGUCCGGUAAUCGAAAUUUUGAGGGACGCAUUCAUUCUCACGUACGAGCAAAUUAUCUCGCGUCACCUCCGCUUGUCAUUGUAUAUGGAUUGGCGGGACGAAUUGAUUUCGAUAUUGAACAUGAUCCGAUUGGUAAAGGGAACAAUGGAAAAGACAUAUAUUUCAAAGAUAUAUGGCCUGCUAGAGCAGAUGUUGCAAAACUGGAAGAAGCUUUCGUGCUUCCACAAUUUUUCAAAGAAGUUUAUGCAAAUAUAAAGCAAGGAAAUGAACAGUGGCAAAAGUUAGCAUCUCCUUUUACAACUCUAUAUCCGUGGGAUGAUCAUUCAACAUACAUAAAGAAAGCGCCUUUUUUUGAAAAUAUGACAUUGAAAAUACCGGCUGAGGAAAAAAUUAGAAAUGCUUAUGUAUUAUUAUACCUUGGUGAUUCAGUAACGACGGAUCACAUAUCUCCUGCUGGGUGCAUUUCUCGUACUAGUCCAGCUGCUAGAUAUUUGAUAUCACGAAACAUUUCUGUUAAUGAUUUUAAUACUUACGGUGCACGUCGCGGUAAUGAUGAAGUGAUGACACGUGGUACGUUUGCAAAUAUACGUCUGGUAAAUAAACUUGCAUCAACAACAGGCCCUAAAACACUGCAUAUACCCUCAGGCUCCGAAUUAGAUAUAUUUGACGCGGCAGAGUAUUAUCAACGUGAAGGUCAUCAAAUUAUUGUGCUGGCUGGUAAGGAAUACGGUUCCGGAUCCUCUCGUGAUUGGGCCGCAAAAGGUCCACAUUUACUGGGUGUGAAAGCCAUCAUUGCAGAAUCUUACGAAAGAAUACAUCGAUCAAAUUUAGUCGGAAUGGGAAUUAUACCACUUCAAUUCUUGGAUGGUCAAAACGCGGAAACAUUAGGACUCUCUGGCAAAGAACAGUUUACAGUCGAAAUACCUGAAAAUCUAGAACCUGGCAUGAUUGCUACAAUCAAGGUCAGUGAUGGAAAAAUUUUCAAAACACAAUGCUGUUUUGACACAGAUGUUGAAAUUGCAUAUUACAAGAACGGAGGCAUUCUCCCUUACGUAAUUAGGAAACUUGUCGAGAAACGUGAUAUGUGA